Messenger RNA from Phragmites australis (common reed), 2946 nucleotides. RefSeq lists its product as uncharacterized. NCBI's taxonomy places the organism in Eukaryota, Viridiplantae, Streptophyta, Magnoliopsida, Poales, Poaceae. The record is from RefSeq and is a predicted model, not a curated record. Bases 673 to 2523 code for a protein of 616 amino acids. Gene Ontology annotation, biological process: meiotic sister chromatid cohesion, centromeric; mitotic spindle assembly checkpoint signaling. The transcript has 6 exons. Gene Ontology annotation, molecular function: protein kinase activity.
CUGGCAAAGUUGGCCUUCAAAAUCUGUUCCAGAAGACAUCUUGUCAGCACCAGAGCGUUGAAUUUCUGUACAAUAAAUGAAUGCUGGUGUGGUCCAAGACCUGAGGUCUUGUAAACAUUUUGUUUGUUCCGCUGCUAUACAAUACUAGCAUGUUGUGAAUUUGAUUAGUGAGAUAUUGUGUAAUACUUGAUCUAUUAGUAUUUUUUGUUUCGGUCCAUAUGAUCCCAGUGUUCUUAAGUAGUGAGUUUAGUAUCAUCUUAAUAGUUUAAAUGGAUUUAGACUAGUUUAUAAUUAUUUGUGUUUCAAACAUAGCACCUCUAAUUUAAAUUUUUUACAUGAAAUGAAACGUGAACAAAAAUGUAAGAGAUGUGAUAUGCGUAUAUAAACCUAUCUCAUAAGUGGACUAGGCUGUAAGUUAAUUUUGACCUUGAAAGAAUAGGCUGUAAUACCCGGCCUAUUAAUAUUUCCGUUAAGUCUUUAUGUUUUUACAUGAAGAGUGAGAAUAGAACCCCGGGGACCCUGGCAGGUGGGCCGUGUGUUUAGAGAAUGACAGGUGGGCCUAGCACUCUCUCUCUCAUGAAUGAAGAUUGCCCGCGGAGCGAGAUGAAAUUUGAAAUAAGCAAGCCCUAAAUCCCCACCUCUUCUGCUCAGUCCCGUUGCUCCUGUCCAUCCAUGGCGGCCGCCGAGCAGGAGAAGGGGCUCCUCUCGUCGGUGGUGAGCGAAAUUCGGUGCUACGCCGGCUCCGACCCCCUCCGCCCAUGGCUCCGGGGGAUGCGUAAGAUGGAGCGGGCGCUGCCGCCCGCGACGUUACGGGAGAAGCUGCCCAGGUUCCUCCAGAAGUGCGCCCAGGAGUUCCAGGACGACGCUCGCUACUGCGACGACCCCCGCUACCUCCGCGUCUGGAUCCAGCUGAUGGACUAUGUGAAGGAUGCAAAGCCAUUGCUCAAGAAGAUGGAGAGGAACGGAAUAGGCCUCAAGAGAGCUUCGUUUUACAUGGCUUAUGCACUAUAUUAUGAGAAGCACAAGAGAUUUGAGGCUGCGGAGAAGAUGUACUGUUCGGGAAUACAGAACCUUGCAGAGCCUAUUGAGGAGUUGCAUAAAGCACAUGAACAGUUUAUUCUUCGCAUGGAAUCACACAAGAGGAGGAAAGAUGAACUGCAGGAAAGAAAGCCUAGGAAAGCUGGGUCUAGUGCUACAUUUAUGAACCAAGUUGAAGGUAAAAGCAGAGAUCAUAAAGAACUGAAACCCAAUACAAUGCAAAAGUCAGGAAGCAGUUCGAAUCCUUCAGUAGGUUGUUAUCCUCCAUUGGGACCUGCUAAAGUUGGUAUGCUAUCCAGAGGUAACUCGGGAGGUAUCAAGAACUUGUCUCGUUGUAACAGCGACGAUACUGUAGUUGUACGGUUUGUCGGCUCUGCACUGGUUGGGAAGUCAGAAACUGAAGAUGCCUGCCAUCAUGGCCUUGUCGAACCAACUAUAAACACUAAGGAGGCUAUGGAUGCCAUCAACAGCAUGUUUUUGGAACCACUGGAACCAGAGACAAUGCUCAAGAGGCGAUCAAAGCGUGAAAAAACAAAUUAUAAGCAGCAAACAGGUGCAUUUGAUAUCUAUGUUGAUGAAGAUGAACCUAACGGUAAUGAUCCAAACAUGCUCCAAAACAAUAGCCUGAAGCAAGACCAUCCAAAGUUCAGUCAGCAAACAAGAGGGUUUGAGAUCUUUGUUGAUGAGGAUAGUCCUAAUGGCAACGACCAAAAUGUGGGGCAAAACAGGAAUUCUGAGAAGGAAAACAUUAAGGUAAAUCAGAAAACAAGUGGGUUUGAAAUAUUUAUUGAUGAAUAUGAGGCUAAUGACAAUGUCGAGAAUGCCAUAUGCCACAAGAAUAAUAGGUGUCCUCCUGGACCAUUGUGUGAUUCGUCUAGGCAGCAAGGCAAAAGUGACUUUCAGAAGCCAUUUGUUGGAGGAUUUGCAAUAUUGCCAGAUGAAGAAGAAAAAUGUGAGAAAAGUGAUGAUGGUGUUAAGAUAAAUUCCAGAACUGUGCAGACUACUCAUGAUAAGAAUACUUUGCUCUGUGCACUUCGAGCUGAUUCAGGAACAAGAUAUCAUGAAGGUUCUCAUGCUGUGAGUUCUGGACUUCGAGAAGACACUGUCAUUCAUAGGUUUGUUGGAUCUACUAUUGUUGGUGAGCCUAAGGUGGAAAAUGCAUGCCAUCAUGGGUUAGUCGAUCCAACUGUCAAUCUAAAGGAGGCUAUGGAUGAUAUAAACAACAUGUUUGGGAAACCACUGAACUUCAAGGAUGAGAAGACAAAUAAGCCAAAAACCAAUACACUGUCAGAUAGAAAAGCAGCUCCAGUUUCCGGUUUCUCCAUAUUAGCUGAUGAUGACCUCGAAGAGAACCCCACCAGCAAAGCCAAUCGGAGCAAUUCCGGAAAAUUUGGUGCUGAGGAUGGUCUAUUUGAGCCCACAAUCACCACCCGUGAUGUCAUGGCGGAGAUCAAUGAUAUGUUUGGAAUGCCACUGGACUUUUAAUAUACUUGGUGGGAGGGAAUUGAAACUCAACACAUAAUUUGCCCUCACCAUGUCAUUCUUGCCUUGAGAAAUAUGCAGUUUUUGGUGUAUUGCUGUCUUGCUGAUAUGAAGAACUCGCUGCUCUCGGGUGAUUCUCUGGCGCAGGAGCUGGUAACGACAGCACUGCUGCUGCUGGAGUUGUUGCUGCUGUGAUUAAUCGCCGCAAUGUUUUCCAGAAAUGGUAUGGUUUGCGUCCACAUCUUUUAAGUGUCAACCAGUUGAUCGCUGGUGCGGUGUCAUGUAUUGCUGAUAUUUGCUUAAAUGUUGGCUCAAGGCUCCAUUUUUCGUGUUGAAAAAUUGUGAGACUUGUACAUUUGAUGAAACUUUUAGCAGGCAUGGGAAUGCUGCUCUGAUCAUCUGAUGUCCAUAGGUGUGCUUGUCAAA